CAGUUUUGGAAUGCUGGCAAACGCGUUAGUACGUUUCUGCCAAACAUAUGAUUUAUAAAAACAGAAUUUAAUUUUGACGUAAAACGAAAGUUAAAGGAAAAAAACAAAGCAGACAUGGGCGCCAUUCUUACUAUAAUCUUUUUCACCACAUUUUGGGCGGCUGUGGCUCGUGUGGGACCCCGUAUGAUGUCCAAGGCACCGCAACAGGAUCUUGUACGCUGUUGUUUUCUGCUGGCUGCCGUCUGUUGUUGGCUGUUUUGGUUCUGUUGCUAUUUAGCUCAGUUAAACCCCCUAAUAGGGCCCAAACUAAACCAAAACACGGUCAAAAUCAUUGCCAAGUCAUGGGACAAUCCCUUGGUGGGGUGAUAACUGGAAAAUAGGAAGGAUGAAGGCGAUCAUGAUAUCCACGUAGUUAAUCUCCCCCGGCGGCACUCUUCUCCGGCGGGUGCAGCCGUGGCCACAUCACUCAGCCGGAAACCUCCACAGUAUAUACACAUGGAUGUCUAGAUGGAACCAAUUUCUGUACCCUCAACGUAAUAGCAAUGUACCUUAACCAGUCGGGAAUAUUCCGGAUUCGUUAUUUAUAUACAUUAGCCUAUAAUGAGCAACUAACCCACACUUAACUCCCACUUUAAAAAUAAGAUUGAUGAUUAUUGUAAUAUUAAAUUGUUAAUCGGAAUUGUACUGUAUACACCAUAAACUUUUGCUUAUCAGCUGCUAUACUCAGCGGGCAUCAGUUUCGGUACUUACAAAUUUACAAACACAAAAUGUCAACCUUUACUUCCACUAUUGUAGUUAAUUUUACUAAUCAAUUAUUGUAUUUGUGAUUUAGUUACUUGCAAAUAUAGACGAAUUUACAUUAUUUAA
Molecule: messenger RNA, 867 nt
Organism: Drosophila ananassae
Lineage: Eukaryota; Metazoa; Arthropoda; Insecta; Diptera; Drosophilidae
Gene: VhaM9.7-c
Product: V-type proton ATPase subunit e
Exons: 1
Coding region: 115-366 (83 amino acids)
Biological process (GO): proton transmembrane transport
Cellular component (GO): plasma membrane proton-transporting V-type ATPase complex; proton-transporting V-type ATPase, V0 domain
Molecular function (GO): proton-transporting ATPase activity, rotational mechanism
Source: RefSeq, a predicted model, not a curated record